Carica papaya (papaya) is the source of this 5713-nucleotide messenger RNA. The record is from RefSeq and is a predicted model, not a curated record. Lineage: Eukaryota; Viridiplantae; Streptophyta; Magnoliopsida; Brassicales; Caricaceae.
GGUAUCAAAAAGUUUCUUAAAUACUUUAAAUUCUAAGAGAUUAUUGGAUUCUCUCUGACAUACCUAUACUAGUAAUCAAAAUCUAGAUGAUAACAUUGAUAAAUAAUUGGUUUGACACACUCUCUUUAUUGCUAUCUUUUAUAAUCAAGAUGAAAGGAAGGAAAUGGAGAACGUUCACAUUAUGGUAACUCAUCUAUAAUGCCCUCUGUCACUUUAUAUUGAGAUGGAUAUACUUGUGAUUGAAACUUAAAGAAGACAAUGUGACUGCAAGAAAAUUUGGGUCAUAAAAAGUAUGAUUGUAGUAACCAACCUCUCUCAUUGUGUAUAUUUGUACUACAGCAUGUUUCUGCUUGAUAUGUUGUCUAAUAUGCAUCCUAUUCCUCCUGCAACUUGCAAUAAACAUACAUGUGCAGGAAACAGAGCAGAGAUGAACAUUGCAGAGUCUAACGACAAAUUUGACUUGGAGAAACUUGUUAUGACGGCACCUGGGGAUAGAGCUUUCUCCAUAGGAUCUUUAUCAUCUCUACCUAAAGUUAAAAGAAGCAGCACUGCAAGCCAGUUGAGAGAUUUUCUUCCUGCAAAUCAUUCUUCUCUGACAUCUUCUGGGGGAAAUCAUACUCUGAAAUGGUCACAUUCAACUGAUACCAGAAGUGAUGAGAAAAAAAUUCUAAUUUCCGGAAGGAAAAAUUUUCAGUAUGAAAAUUGCGAAACAGUUGAUUUGAAUUGUGAUAUUUUAUUGAACAAAAAGUCUAGCAAAGAGGAGGUUUUGGUGCCUUUUUCUGUGAAGAGGCGUAAGGUAUUAGAGUUAGAACAUGAGAAUGAGCAGCAUGCAUCUGUUGCUGGUAAAUCUCAAUCAAGUGAACCUUCUAUCAGUAGAUCAGUAAAACAUGAAAAUCCACAGAUGUUUUAUGGCAGCAACUUAGAGAAUGGUCACGUUUCUUCACAAUUUCUAUCCAAUGCUGAUGGGAAGGUGCGGGCUAGAGGAGCUGACUUUUUCAGUCUGGAAAACAAAGAUGUUCAUGUUAUUGCUGGAUCUUGUGAUGACAGUGAGACCAGAGGAUCUGCUUUUUUGAUUCAGGUGAUGUUCUUCCAUUCCUUUUCCUUUAUCAUAUGGGAAUAUAUAAUUCCAUGGAUCACUGUUCACUUUCAUCAUACAUAAUGAAUGAAAACAUGGAAUUCUGACACUGCACCAGAUUCUAACUCUUAGGACCCUAUUUAGUUGUCAAAAACUGUUUCUGUUUUUCAUUUUGUAAAUUCUUAUAUGCUUAUAUACAAAAAGAUUAUUGGAAAUGAAAACCAGUUUUAGAACAUUGAUAAUGAAAAAAUGGCAUGAGCUUGAAAACAAACAAGGUCUAAAUAUCUUUAACUGCAAAAUGUCUUUGAGCUUUUUGGCGCCUGACCUGAUUUAUUAUGCGUGAGAAAGGAAGGAGUGGGGUUAUGUCAAGGUCCCUACUUUAUGAUUUUGUUAUGGGAUGAUUAACAUAGAAAUUAGAAGCCAGAGAUGAUGAAUACUUCCUCGAUUUUGUUCCUUUAUUUCCUAUUUUGAAUAAUUUUAUGGGCUUAUUGAGAAAUAACUCAGUGAUCUCCAAGAGUAAGAAAGUACUUGAAACCUUUUUGGAACAUCUUCUCUGCUGCCCAUUCAUUCUUAUGGAGAAAUUUUAUUCUUGGAGAAAAUCCAGAAAAGUAAUUCUACCCUAGACUAGAGACUGCCUGCUUUAGAAAAAAAAAACUGUAAACAUUUAAACACAAUAAAUCUGUCAUACAUGACAUGUGACUCUAAACUACUUGAACAGAACACCAAUAAACCCAGAAAACAGCUAUAGAAAAAAUGUGGUGAUGAAAUAGAAUAGAUGAGACCAAAGUAACAGAAUUAUACACUAAUACUUGGACGUUACAUGAGCACUUUAGCAUCUGUAGUUAUUCUUCUUUCUUCUUUCUUGGCAAUUGGAUUUAACUACAUCCUUGUGGUAAGUGUAAGGUGAGCCAACUUAUAUUGUUACUCUUUUGUUGCUUGGUUCAAACUUAUUCUAUUUCCAUUCAAUUUCUAAAUAUUAAUUGUUUGAUAUAUAGAAGUUAGUAAUAAAUUAUAAAAUUGAUGCAUAACUUAAUCAAGUUCAUUCAUAUUUUUAAUUCAAUUUGUAUUCCUUCAUGUCAAAGGAGGAAUUGCCAAACUUUAAUUAGAUCUGAAAUUGAUUUGGAAGUAGAAUGCUACCUUAGUUCAGACUUUUAUCUUACUUAAUAUUAUGCUUGUUGGUACGUUAUAAAAUUGACCAAGCUCAAUGUUGAAUAUUUGGAAGUUUCUACCUGAUGCUUAAACAACAUGGAAACAUCUUGUUUCUUUGUCUCUUCAUCAAUCAAUCAUUUCAAAGAGUUGCUGAAUAUCAUUAAACCACUUUAAACCCCUCCCCUCACAUGGGCUGUCCCCUUUAAUUCCUCUAUGUGUUAGAUUCUUGGUUACAAAACCUUCUUGUAGAAAUUCUUUUGGCAAAAUCAUUUGAAUCCUUUAUUAUAUUCAAAUGUCAAUACAUGUGCCUUUUUUUUCUUUUUUCCUUUCGGUUGGGGGGAAUGCCUGUUCCUUAGCCUAGUUGAACUUAUUGUUAGAUGUCCUGCAGCAGUAUGUUCCAUCUAUUGCCGUGAAUGGAAACCCUUCCCAUUUAUUCAUAAGUGCGUACGGGAGACGGUACUUCACAUGCGAUAACAAAUCUUUUGAUCUAGUUUGUGAAGGAAGGAAGGUGGAAGGGUUGAGAAUCUAUGAAAAUGGGAAGGGUUUUCGAAAAUCAAUCUUUCUAGAUAAGGGGGAACUUAAAUGGUUCGUGGAUGGCCUGGAAAAGUUUUGGUGGAAAAGAAAGAGGGGUGUAUGGACGAAGCAUCUAGUGAGAAGGAGUUACGAGCUCUAGUUGACGUGUGGAAAAAAUAAUCGAGGUGAAUAUUUAGUUUUGUCAGUGAAUGGAAACCAGAAGGCAAAGAGGAUUUUCUUUCCUCAGGGCAAGAAUGGAAGGGGUUGGAGGAAGCUUAUUGUCAUGGCUUUUGAACUUGUGAACCGCCCUAUUAAAAAGCCUCGAACCAAGGAUAUGCCUUCAAUAGUAACGAAGUUAUUAAAAGCUUGUAGGCGAUAAACAACUUAAAAUGGACUGUUUUACUGGCAAAUGGCACUGCUGAGGGUAUGGUGAUGUUGUGGAGGGAGGACAAUGUCAGCUGUGAUAAGGUGUGAUUAAAAAUUGUACGAUCUCAUGUAGGUUUAAAUGUAGCCGAGGGGGUUUGAGUGGACCUAUACUCUGUUUACUGUAGAGGAAAUAGAGAGGAAAGGAAGAUAUUGGAGGAGUGCAAAAAUAUGUGGCGUGAUAAUUGGAUAGUGGGGGGAGAUUUCAAUAUGAUUUUGAGUAAGGAGGAACAUAAUGGAUGCAACUUCUCUUUAUCUGUAGCUAGUGACUUUAAAGAGAAUAUUGAUUUAUUGAAUCUUGUCGAUAUUCCCCUUGGUGGAGGACAAUGACCUGAUCCAAUCAAAGAUGUUGGUCUCGGCUUGUUCGCUUUUUGGUUUCUUCUGAUCUCUUACCACAAUUGGGAGGGGUGUGCCAAAAAGUCCUCCAACGGCCCAUCUCCGAUCACUUCCCCAUAUGCCUUGUGGCUGAGGGUAUUUUUUUGGUGCCCUAUCCCAUUCAGAUUGGAUAACAGAUGGUUGGAGAAGGAGAAUUUUAGCUUUUUGGUGGAAUCUGUGCGGAACUCUACCUCGGUGCACGGCUGUGCUAGUUUCAGAAUUGCUCGUAAACUUAAAGCAAUUAAGAAUGCGGUCAAAACUUGGGCCAAAGAGAAGAUUGAAAAGGAUAAAAUGGAAUCCAACGACAUUCUAGAGGAGAUUGAUGGAUUAGAUUAUAAAGAGGGUGUUGACAGGCUUUCUGAUGAUGACAGAGCAAGAAGGGACUACUUGAAAGUUAAGCUGGCUACUAUUUUAAAAGUAGAGGAAACAUCUUGGAGGCAGAAUUCUAGGGAGAAGUAGAUCAAAGAAGGGGACCGUAAUACCAAAUAUUUCCAUGCUAUUGUGUUGCAUAAAAGAAGAAUCAAUUAUAUCAGCGAAGUUUGGGUCGGUAAUAGUGAUAUAAAGGGGAACAAUGAGAUUAGAAAGGCUGCCAAGAGUUUCUUUCCUAAUCUGCACAUGGAACCUUUCAAUAAAAGACCUACUUUGGAUGGGCUGGAGAUUAAAAGGUUGUCCCUAGUUAGCAAACAGUUUCUGGAGGCAGCGUUUACAGAAGAGGAGGUUCUAGAAUGUCUAAAAUCUGCUAAAGGAAAUAAAUAUCCGGGGCCCGACGGGUUUAAUAUGAAAUUUGUCCAUGAAUGUUGGCAUUUGAUCAAAGAGGAUGUGAUAUGUAUGUUUAAUGAAUUACAUAAAUCCGGAAGGUUUGUAAAAUCUCUUAAUUCUACAUUCCUGGUUCUCAUCCCAAAAAAAUAGGCACUAAUGAAUUCAGGGAUUUCCGGUCAAUCAGCUUGGUGGCCUGUAUGUAUAAAUUAAUUGCUAAAGUGUUGGCAAAGAGACUCUCUUGAGUGCCUGGGGAAAUGAUAGGGGAUUGUCAACAUGUUUUUGUCAAAGGAAGGCAGAUUCUGGAGGUUGUCAUGGCUGCUAAUGAAGUAUAUAUGCCAAUAAAAUUGACGGGUUGGUUUGUAAACUCGACAUGGAAAAGGCUUAUGACCAUGUAAGUUGGUAUUUUAUUGACUAUAUGUUGGAUUAUAUGGGUUUCCGUACAAAAUGGAGGAGAUGGAUGUAAUCUUGUAUUACCACUACUUUUGCAGUACUGGUAAAUGGUGGGCCAUUUGAAUUUUUUACUGCUUCCCGUGGGAUUAGACAGGGUGAUCCCUCUCUCCUCUAUUCUUCAUCAUCGUGAUGGAGGCUCUGAAUGGGUUAUUGGGUAAAGCCAAGGAACUGAAUUUAUUGAAAGGUGUCUUGGUUGGGAAAAUGUCAAACGCGAUUGAAGUAUCUCAUCUUUUCUUCGUUGAUGACACACUUAUUUUUUGUCAACCUGAUAUCAGGAAUCUGUGACACCUUCACUGUAUCCUUCAUUGUUUUUAGGCUGCAUCGGGAUUGAAAAUAAACCUCUUAAAAUCAGAGCUUGCUAGAAGUGGGAGUAAUGGGGAUGGCAGCGAAUAUGCCAAGGUCUUGGGGUGCAAGGCAGUGAUGUUUCCUAUGAAAUAUUUGGAAGUUCUUUUGGGGGCCAAAUUCAAAGAUAAGUAUACUUGGGAACUGGUUAUUGAAAUGUUUGAAAAUAGACUUAUGGGUUGGAAAAGGAAUUUUCUAUCAAAGGGAGGCCGCUUUACUCUAAUCAAAAGCACUAUGUCCAACCUCCCUGUUUACUACCUGUCGAUACUCACCAUCCCUAAAGAUAUUGCAAAGAAAUUGGACAAUAUUCAAUGUAGAUUUCUAUGGGGCGACGAAGAUGGAAAAGGAAGUACCAUUUGGUUAAUUGGGAGGAGGUUAAAAAACCGAUUCAUAGUGGUGUUUGGGGAUAAGAUCUCUUGUCAACAUAAAUUUGACUUUUCAAGGAAAAUGGUUAUGGAAGUUUUUGAAUGAAGAUUACGAGCUAUGGAGAAAAAUUGUGCUUGUCCGAUGGGUGAUUUGAAUGUAGUAUGUGAUGGGGCCAGUUGUAGACCUCAUGGACGAGGCUUGUGAAAGAAUAUAAUGAAACAAUGAGUGAGGUUCUACAAAUGUAUUAAAUGGAACCUGGGG